UCAUUCAGACGCAAAUGAUGUCUUUUAUGUCCAUUUCUUCUUCAACUUGUCCACUUUCUGAUGCAGUGUUGAGAUAAGCAAGAAUAAAAAUUAAUGGUUUUCACAAGCUUAUUGCUUUAGAUAUUGGGUAACCUUGUAGAUGGUAUAUUCUCUAAGGAUAUUUUGAUUUACUUUUUUACAUGUUCGUUUGAUAGAGACCUUAAUAAACUUAAUAUCUUUUUCUUCUUCUUCUAUAUCUUUCCUUGUCCCCAUGUGAUUUUUCUUUAUCCCCUUUUCUUGGAAUUUACAAGCUUAAGCAUCUACGGAGAGGAAAAAACCUGUGUGGAAAUCUUGUUACAAUCCACUCUGUAUUGAAAUUAUCUUCUUUGUAGUUUUCCUCGUAUCAAAGGACAAAGGUUAUUCCACCAUCUCUCUGGUAUCUGAGCAUAGUGGUGUUGAAGUUUGGAUGGCAGUAUCAGCUGAUUACCAAGUUAACUUUCCUGAAAGUGGUGAUCUUUACUCUAUACUAGCAGCUGAAGGGAUUGAGUUCCUUUUGUCGCAUAGUGGAGAGGUGCCGUUGGAAUAUAUCGACGGGAAGACGAUUUGUCUCUUCUUCUCUGCAAACUGGUGCAGGCCUUGCAAGGACUUCACUCCAGAGCUGGUAAAACUCUAUGAAAAUCUUCAGAACCGAGGAGAAGAACUCGAGAUCAUCUUUGUCUCAUUUGAUCAUGAUAUGACUUUAUUCUAUGAACACUUCUGGUGCAUGCCAUGGCUUGCAGUUCCCUUCAAUUUAAGCCUACUCAACAAAUUAAGGGACAAGUACAGAAUAUCUCGUAUACCGUCACUGGUUCCUCUGUAUUCAGAUGAUGUCUCGGUUGCUGAAGAUGUAAUUGGUCUAGUAGAAGACUAUGGUCCUGAGGCAUUUCCUUUCACUAAAAAGAGAUUAGAAGAACUCAAAGCCAUCGAUGAGUCCAAACGCGUUGGAGGACAGUUGGAAAAACUCCUAACACACGAGUCCCGAAAUUAUGUUGUUUCCAGAAAUGGAAGUAAGGUACCAGUUUCUAAACUUGUGGGAAAGACAAUAGGGUUGUACUUUGGUGCACACUGGUGUCCGCCUUUUAGGUCUUUCACUUCUCAGCUCAUAGAUGUGUACAAUGAGCUUGCAACCACAGAAAAAGGUUCCUUUGAAGUCAUCUUAGUGUCAACAGACAGAGACUCGAGAGAAUUUAACAUCAACAUGACCAACAUGCCAUGGCUUGCAAUACCUUAUGAGGACAGAACAAGACAAGAUCUUUGUAGAAUCUUCAACAUCAAACUCAUACCUGCACUGGUCAUCAUAGGACCGGAAGAGAAAACAGUGACCACAAACGCGAGAGAGAUGGUAUCGUUGUAUGGAUCCAGGAGUUUUCCGUUCACGGAAUCAAGGAUUGUUGAGUUAAAAGCUUGUUUGAAGAAAGAAGGUGAUUCGUUUCCAAGGAAAGUGAAGGAUAAGAAGCAUGAACAUGAGCUAAAGCUGGACAUGGCGAAAGCGUAUGUUUGUGAUUUCUGUAAGAAGCAAGGUAGGUUUUGGGCCUUUUCUUGCUAUGCUUGCGAUUAUGAUCUUCAUCCUACAUGCGUGGAAGAACAAGAAGCAUUGUUGGUUUAGCAAAAGAGAUAGUCGUCGUGAUUUGUCUGAAUGAUUUUGAUAAUUAGUAAACAAAGAUAAUAUGAUAUGUUCUGCAAGUCAGUGGACCUACCUACUAUAUUCUUCAUUUUUUUUUCUGUCGUCAAAACAGAGUUGGGAAUUAUUAGGAUCAAGAUUGUAAUAC
Molecule: messenger RNA, 1787 nt
Organism: Capsella rubella
Lineage: Eukaryota; Viridiplantae; Streptophyta; Magnoliopsida; Brassicales; Brassicaceae
Product: probable nucleoredoxin 3
Exons: 4
Coding region: 446-1624 (392 amino acids)
Molecular function (GO): thioredoxin-disulfide reductase (NADPH) activity
Source: RefSeq, a predicted model, not a curated record